AUGGCCGACACUCCAGGAGAUGACCGCACCCUCCGCGGGGACCUGACGCCUUUGCCGGACUCGCACCAUGUCGACAUAGCAGGCGCCGAGGCUCAGUUCAACGAGCUCCAGCGCGUCCUCUCUAUCCGCUCUCUCCAGGGAGCCUCCGAGCCCACUGACCGCGCCUCCUCCGAGCGCGACCCCGAGAAGGGCGAAAAACGCGAGGAGGGGUUCGACCUCCGCGCGUACCUCACCUCGUCCAACGAUGCCCACGAGAAAGCGGGUUUAGCACAUAAGCACGUCGGAGUUACCUGGGAGAACCUUCAGGUUGACGGUAUUGGCGGCGCUGGCCACAAGUUGUAUGUCAAGACUUUCGGACAGGAUGUAUUGAGCUUCUGGUGGGCACCCUUCCGCAUGGCGUACUCCGCCGUGCAGGCGGCCGUGCCCCGCCUGCGGCCCACGCUGCCUCUCACGACGAUCCUCCAGCCAUCCUCCGGCUUGCUCAAGCCUGGAGAGAUGUGUUUGGUACUCGGUUGCCCCGGUUCUGGUUGCACGACUUUCCUGAAGGCCAUCGCCAACGAGCGCAAGGACUACGCUCGUAUUCUCGGCGAUGUGCGGUACGCCGGUAUCGACGCCGCCGAGAUGGCCAAGCACUACAAGGGUGAAGUCGUCUACAACGAAGAGGAUGACCGUCAUAUUGCGACGCUCACGGUCGCUCAGACCGUCAACUUCGCUCUGUCUCUGAAGACCCCGGGCCCUAACGGCCGUCUUCCUGGCAUGACGCGCAAAGACUUCGACGCGGCGGUUCGAGACAUGCUCCUCCAGAUGCUCAACAUCUCGCACACCGCCAACACGUACGUCGGUGACGAGUUCGUGCGCGGUGUCUCCGGCGGAGAGCGUAAGCGUGUCUCUAUCGCUGAGAUGAUGGCUACUCGCGCACACGUGCUCUGUUUCGACAACUCCACCCGUGGCCUCGAUGCCAGUACGGCGCUUGACUUCAUCAAGGCUCUGCGCGUCAUGACGGACAUCCUCGGCCAGACGACUUUCGCAACUCUGUACCAGGCUGGCGAGGGUAUCUACGAGCAGUUCGACAAGGUCCUCGUUCUCGACAAGGGCCGUCAGGUUUACUUCGGUCCCCCUGCUGAGGCUCGCGCGUACUUCGAGAACCUCGGUUACAAGCCCCUCCCCCGCCAGAGCACGCCUGACUACCUUACCGGCUGCACCGACCCCAACGAACGGCAAUUCGCUCCUGGGCGCUCGGAGGCUGAUGUGCCCUCCACCCCCGAGGCGCUCGAGCAGGCGUUCCUUCAGUCGCACUACGGCGCAGACCUGCGCGAGGCGCUUGCCAAGUACAAGCAAAAGAUGGAGAUCGACAAGUCCGACCAGGAGACCUUCCGCCAGGCGGUCAUCGCGGACAAGAAGCGCGGUGUGUCCAAGAAAAGUCCCUACACUCUCGGGUUCACCGGUCAAGUCCGCGCGUUGGUCAUUCGGCAGUUCCAGAUGCGUCUCCAGGAUCGUUUCCAGCUCAUCACUAGCUUCACGCUAUCAACGGCUCUCGCUCUCAUCAUCGGCGCUGCUUACUACAAUCUGCAGCUCACGUCGCAAGGUGCUUUCACUCGCGGUUCGGUUAUCUUCGCUGGUCUCCUCACGUGUGCCCUCGACACGUUCGGAGAGAUGCCGGUGCAAAUGCUUGGUCGGCCCAUCCUCAACAAACAGACCAAUUAUGCUCUCUACCGUCCUGCCGCUAUCGCGAUCGCGAACACACUCUCUGAUAUCCCGUUCUCUGCCGUUCGGAUCUUCAUCUACAACCUUAUAAUCUACUUCAUGUCGAACCUCGCUCGCUCGGCAGGCGGCUUCUUCACGUUCCACCUCUUCAUCUACCUGGGCUUCCUGACGAUGCAAGGGUUCUUCCGGACGUUCGGUAUCAUGUGCACGAACUUCGACUCCGCGUUCCGUCUCGCGACCUUCUUCAUCCCCAACAUGAUCCAGUACGGCGGAUACAUGAUUCCGGUGUCCCAGAUGAAGAGGUGGCUGUUCUGGAUCUACUACAUCAACCCGUUGUCGUAUGCUUGGGUCGGUUGCAUGGAGAACGAGUUCAUGCGGAUCUCAUUCACCUGCGACGGCACCUCUAUCGUUCCUCGCAACCCUCCCGGGAUCAACAAGUACCCGGAUGGGCUGGGACCGAACCAAGUGUGUACACUCUUCGGCUCCGUCCCUGGCGAAGACAUCGUCUCGGGCCGCAACUACGUCAGCUUCGGUUAUGGCUUGAACGUCACCGAUCUUUGGCGGCGGAACUUCCUCGUGCUCCUUGGCUUCUUCUUCCUCUUCCAGCUCACGCAGGUGUUCCUCAUCGAGUACUUCCCGCAAUACGGUGGAGGGUCGUCCGUCACCAUCUACGCUAGGGAGGACUCGGAAACUGAGAAGCUGAACGCGGCUCUGAAGGAGAAGAAGGCGGCGUCCCGCAAGGGCAACUCCGAGAAGGGGGCCAUCGAAGACUCGAAGGAGCAGGACGACGCCGUCGUCAAGUUCCACGGCAAGCCCUUCACCUGGGAGUCGGUCAACUACCAUGUCCCCGUUCCCGGCGGCGUGCGGCGGUUGCUUCACGAUGUGUACGGCUACGUGAAGCCCGGUACGAUGACCGCUCUGAUGGGAGCUUCCGGUGCUGGCAAGACGACCUGUCUAGAUGUGCUCGCUCAGCGCAAGAACAUCGGUAUCGUGUCUGGCACUCUCCUUUUGGACGGCAAGCCUUUGGCACUGGACUUCGCGCGUAACACCGCCUACGCGGAGCAAAUGGACGUACACGAAGGCAGUGCUACCGUGCGCGAAGCCAUGAGGUUCUCCGCUUACCUGCGGCAGCCGCCUUCGAUCUCGAAGGAAGAAAAGGACCGCUACGUCGAGGACAUGAUCGAGGUGCUCGAGCUCCAGGACCUCGCCGACGCCCUCAUCUUCAGUCUCGGCGUUGAGGCGCGCAAGCGUCUCACCAUCGGCGUGGAGCUGGCUUCCCGGCCCUCCCUCCUGUUCCUGGACGAGCCAACGUCGGGUCUCGACGGUCAGAGCGCGUGGAACCUCGUCCGCUUCUUGCGCAAGCUCGCAGACAACGGCCAGGCGAUCCUGUGCACCAUCCACCAGCCGUCGUCGAUGCUCAUUCAGACCUUCGACAAGCUCCUGCUCCUCGAGCGCGGCGGCGAGACCGUCUACUUCGGCGACAUCGGUCCCGACUGCUCCAUCCUGCGCGAGUACUUUGCGCAGCACGGUGCCCACUGCCCGUCGAACGUUAACCCCGCUGAGUUCAUGCUCGACGCCAUCGGUGCUGGUCUCGCUCCCCGUAUUGGCGACCGCGACUGGAAGGACCACUGGCUCGACUCUGCUGAGUACCAGGACGUCCUGUCAGAGAUCGAGAAAAUCAAGCAGAAUACCGAGAAGGACAACGGGGAGCCCAAGAAGCUGACGCUGUAUGCUACUGGCUUCUUGCAGCAGCUCCGCUGCGUGGUCGCCCGGAACAACGCGAAGCUCUGGCGUUCUCCGGACUACGUUUUCAGCCGUCUCUUCGUCCACGCGUUCAUCUCGCUGUUCGUCUCGCUGUCGUUCUUACAGCUCGGCCAUGGCGCACGCGACCUGCAAUACCGUGUCUUCGGAAUCUUCUGGUCGACCAUUCUUCCCGCCAUCGUCAUGGGUCAGCUCGAGCCGAUGUGGAUCCUUAGCAGGCGCAUCUUCAUCCGAGAGGCCUCCAGCAGGAUCUACUCGCCGUACGUCUUCGCCAUCGGCCAGCUCAUCGGCGAGAUGCCGUACUCCGUCCUGUGCGCGAUCGUCUACUGGGUUCUCAUGGUGUACCCCAUGGGCUACGGUGACGGAGCUGCCGGCAUCGGCGGCACGUUCUUCCAGCUGCUCGUCCUCAUCUUUGUCGAGCUGUUCGGUGUCAGCCUUGGCCAGUUCAUCGGCGCCAUCUCGCCCAGCAUGCAGAUCGCGCCACUGUUCAACCCCUUCGUCAUCCUUGUCCUCGGCACGUUCUGCGGUGUCACCGUUCCGUUCCCGACCCUGCAGGGUUACUGGAAGUGGCUGUACCAGCUGAGCCCCUACACUCGUAUCAUGAGUGCCAUGCUCUCCACCGAGUUGCACGGCCUGGAGAUCACCUGCAAGGCGGACGAGUUCAUUCCGUUCAACCCGCCGUCUGGCCAGACCUGCCAGCAGUGGGCGGGCGAGUUCGUCACCGGCUUCGGUGGCUACCUCGACAACCCGAACGACACGACGGCGUGCCGCUACUGUCAAUACGAAGUCGGAGACCAGUUCUUUUUGCCUCUCAACAUCCGCUACGAGAACAGGUGGCGCGACGUGUGGAUAUUGUUUGCUUUCGGAGUCUUCAACUUCUUCGCCACGAUUGUGGCUUCACGUUUCCUCCGCUAUGCUAAGCGGUAG
This is a messenger RNA of Trametes versicolor FP-101664 SS1, 4392 nucleotides long. RefSeq lists its product as uncharacterized. Bases 1 to 4392 code for a protein of 1463 amino acids. The record is from RefSeq and is a predicted model, not a curated record. NCBI's taxonomy places the organism in Eukaryota, Fungi, Basidiomycota, Agaricomycetes, Polyporales, Polyporaceae. Gene Ontology annotation, biological process: transmembrane transport. The transcript has 23 exons. Gene Ontology annotation, molecular function: ATP binding; ATP hydrolysis activity; ABC-type transporter activity. Gene Ontology annotation, cellular component: membrane.